Molecule: messenger RNA, 4668 nt
Organism: Geodia barretti
Lineage: Eukaryota; Metazoa; Porifera; Demospongiae; Tetractinellida; Geodiidae
Source: the annotation of a GenBank genome assembly
ACAAAGACACAGUAUAUACACUGCCUGCAUGCAGCCAUAGCCAAGCCGGAGGCGAAGAACCUAGUUCAUCAUCAAUGCCAGGAAAAACCGGCGCAAGCCGCGCCGGCAAAGAUAGCGGCAGCAGCAACUCCAGCGCAGAGCUCAGCAGUGCAAAGGCCAGCAAGUACAGCAUAUGGCCAAAGUGGACGGACGAUGAGCUCGUUCCAGAUAAACGGGAAUCGAACAAACCAACUGGUGGAGAUGCAGGUUCCAGGGCAAGAAAAGGGACAGUCCUCUCUCCAGGACAAGGGGAUAUUGACAAGGGUGUUGAAGAUGAUAUUCUUCCUCCUUCGCUGAAAAAAGGGAGUAAUGUAUAUUGGUUCAAACCGGGGCAGUUCAUUUUAGCUCCCAGGACUCCAACUGUAGUGGCUGAGCCGAUUCCAAACGAAAUCGAUCUAAUCUCUGAAAAUUCUCACCUCUUGAAAAGCGAGUUGAUGUGCUCAAUCAUUAGCCAGCUCCUAGCGCUCUGGCACAAUAGGGAGUGUCUACAUCUGACCGGUGGGGAGCCAGACGGACCUGGCCCAGAGUGGACACCUUGGGGCCACAUACAGCACAGGAAGGAUCACAGUAUCCCCAUGCUGAAUCCUCAGGGGGCCUACGGUGUCAAGAUAUUCUGGAUGGGUGCCUGGAGGAAAAUUACAGUUACAGACAACCUCGCAGUCUCGAAAAAGUCUUCUGGACCAAAAUCUAGAAAAGAGAAUCCUGAGCCCCCAGCCAAUGAUAGUACCAAAGAGUGCGAUGUCGAUAGAAAAGAACCAAAAGGAGAUAGUAAAGAUGGAGAAAAGGAAAAUUUCGAAAAUAGUGAGGUUUUGCUUCCGAGGACAGCUAACACCUGUGAGCUGUGGCCGAUCAUCCUCACAAAGGCCAUCCUAAAAGUGUCUGCUCUAGACUACAAAGGUGGCAGUGAGUGGAAGGAGUUUGGUGACUCAAGUGUUAUCCACAUGUUGACUGGUUGGUGCCCUCAGACCUUAACAACCAGGAUUGAGAGUGAUGUACUGUGGGAGGUACUGUGUCAGUCGCUGCCACUGUGGAAAAGACGUGGUGGUGCCACUGAGACCAGUGGAGCUGAGGAAGACAAAAGAAAGGGCGAGCCACCGGAGCAAUUGAGAGACGAGGGAGAGGGAGGAGGAGAGGGGGAAAAGGUAAAGAUGGUGACUGCACAGUUUACCUCUGCUGCCAAUGGAAAACCUUUGAGCAGAGCUAAAGAGACUAUGAUGGCUGAAUCCCUGGAGAUACUGAGAGGGAAUGGAGUGAUCUCGGAGAAGUUUGACCCCAGGACAGAGCAUGCCCAGGUUGUGUUUGUGAGUCAGGUCAGAGACAUACCGCUCCAGCCUCCACCUAAAGUACCUCCACCCAUCCCAGCACCAGAGGAGCACGCAUGGUUGGGGUAUAGUCAAAGGAGGCGUGAACCAUGGAAGGGACCAAGUCCGAAGCCACACCCACCUCGUUGGGUGGAAGUAAUUACUCCGUUUGCCACCACCAAAGUCCCGGCCACCUCCAGUGCUCACAAUCUUGAGGAAGUUAAGGAAGAGGAAGAGAAAGAGGGAGAGGGACUCAAUUCUCCAGAAGGGGAGACAGGGAGGCUCCAGGGACCGUCGGUGUUGCAGGUGGCUGUGGUGAUGCCAGUGGGACGGAUCACGAUGACGGGGAAGAACUGACGAAGGAGAAAGGGAUAUGGAUGAAGUUUGAAGACUUUCGGAAGGCCUUUUCGAGUGUGGAAGUGUACACCCCACCGUCUCGGUUCAGGUUUACCCACUGCUACAGAGAUAUGACGGCAACUGUAGAGAUGGCCGCUCAAGAAGAGACGAAAGCAAAAGGCCGCGCUUCACACUCACCUGCCAACAAAUUAAAAGGGACGGAAUCAACUGUUGCAGAUGACACCAAUAUUCUGUUCAUAGAGAAUUCAAAUGACACCAGCGGCGAUUCAGGGGAAGUCGAGCUCCAUUUCGUCUUCUCCUGUCUCAGUAACUGGAGGGAGGACUCGAAAGACCUGAGAACCGAGAGAAAGAAAAGCACGGCACUACAGAAGAGGAGAGAGUCGAUUCUGUCAAAUCCACUCAGUCAGCGCUACAGCUUCAACUACUCUCUGGUUCGCAGUGGGGCAAAGACCUCAGCCUAUGCCUGGGCUGGCGGUAGAGCUCCUCCGCUCACCAUACCUGAGGCAGAUGAAGAGGACUCAUCAUCUGGAUCAGCAGUCUACCUCCCUCCUACCCCACCCUCACCGGAGGACGAAGAGGAGGAGGAGGAGGAGGAGGGAGAGAAGGAGGAGGGAGAGAGGGUGGUAGGUGGGGUACUGGUGGUGGAGGAGUUCAACUGGAGGUCCAUAUCCACCAGCAUGCCUCUACUGAGACUGGUCACCUCUGGAGUCAAGGGAGCCAUCGUCAAAGUCCAUAGAAGCAAAAAGAUGAUGAAGUUUCACGUGAAGGCACCAGUCGGUUACCACCUCUCAAUUUCUUCAAACGAUGACUUUGUUCUUUACAACGAGAGCGCUGCGUACGAUAGCAUGCACAAGGAAGGUGUUGGGUACUCCAAGAUAUAUUCUGGACCUGUCCCACCUCUGCCACCCAACUCAUGGGCUGUUGUGUUCAGAGAGGUGCUCCAGGUCCAGAGAGACCAGCAACUCCUGGCCUUCAGUCUGGACUGCCCGGUCCCUGGUCACCAGUUGAGGGUGGUGGACAACGACGACGGGAGGGAGAUGCCGAGAGUGGCCCACAUCACUGAGCCUCAGGAAUACAACAUCAACAAGAAAGGGUACACCAUACUGUGUGAGAUGUGGACUCGCUCCGACCCCGUGGUCGAGGGUAACAUCUGGAAACUCCGCGUAAUCAGCUCCGAUAAGGACCUCCCGCUCUGCGAAGGUCUGGAGAAGGAGGACGAGGGGGAAGAAGAUGAAUUGGAACAGAAGAAGAACGAGGAAGACGAAGAGAAAAACAAGGAGGAAGGCGCUGAGGGAGGAGGGGAGAAGGACGGUGAAAACGUCGCAGAAGUGGCGAUUGGAACUGAGUUUCACCACAAGGAGGUGCGGGAGUAUUGUCUUCCCGACAGAGACAGUGUGUUGUUCAGGUACUCUCUGAGAGCCAAGACAGAGUGCCCCAUCACGGUUCAGCUAACCACCUCCAAGAAGGAUGCUUUUAUAAAGCUUGAAAUCUUUCAAGGCAGUGAGUUUGAUGGAAGCCUGGUAGCAGUGACACAAGGAAGAGCCUAUUGCUUCAUCCCAUCGUUCUUCAUGUCCCCUUCUCCCAGCAGAGACGCAGACACACUGACCAACAAGUUUGUGAUGGUAGCCACCGUCCUUCACAAGAGCUGGCCGUUUGCCGACACAGCCUGGCCUUACAUCGACGAAAUACGAUCGGCCGAAGAGGAAAAAGCCAACGCAUCAGGCAGUGCGGGGGGAGGUGGGGGAAAGGGCAAAAAGCCACCCUCGGCUUCGUCUAAAAGCGGCAGUGGUGCUAAACCAAAGAAGGGGAAAGGAGGGGGGAAAGACGGAGGAGGAAAAGACGGGAGUGACGGAGUCAACAGCUGUCAGUCGCUGUCAAAUAUCGAUGGUAGCAAGCCGCACUGGACGCUGCGUGUGGCGAUACGGCAGAGAGACAAGGAUCAGUUUGAGAUGGGCAGAGACACCGAGAGGGAGGACGAACUGAAGAGUAUGCAGACCACAUGGGAAACGCAACAGCCUGGCAGACUCAAACAGGGUCAAGAGUCCAGACAGAAGUUCCUAGAUGCCCAUUCCCUGAAACCUCCCGACACUAAUUCUGAAGACCAGCAGCAUCUCACUGUCCCCUCUACACCAAGUCUGAGCUCAUCUACAACUCCACUGCCCAUCUCUCCCUCCCUCCUCCCUCCACACGCUCCCAUCCCGCUCGAGAGGAUCGACCUCUCCCUCUACACCAGGAAUAGUAACACAACUCCACAUGUGCUGACGGCAGAGGAAAGAGAGAGGAGGGACGAGGAGAGGAAGGAGAGCAUUUGCCAGUACCGGGCCUGGCGUCGCUCCGUUCUGGAGUCCAGGGACCAGGACCGACAGUUCAGGAACAGCGAGAAACUGCGACAGCUCCAAGAGGCUGAGAAACAGCAGACUGAACUGGAGGCAACUCGUAAACGUAUGAACAGAGGGCGAGAGAAGAUACGACAGGCCUACCUGGUCGAGGAGAAGGCAAGGAGAGAGGCUGAAGCAGCUGCACUCAAGGCGGUCGAAGAAGAGGCAGCUGCUAGCAAUGCAAGGGACUCGAAAAAGAAAGGAAAGAAGAAGUGAUUGAGACAACUAGACAAUUGAAAAAAUUUCAUUGUAUUGUACUCAUGUAAUGAGUUUUAGUUGCAAGAGAGAGCCUAGGCUGAAGGUCACGUGAUUGUCAUGUGACUCAUCGACAACCUCCUCUUCUUCGUUGGCCUCUUCCGUCAAUACAACAGACCUCAGUAGCUCACUCCGUAGAGAGCCUUCUGGAGGACUGUUGUUUUGCUCGUCGUGUUGUGGAGUCAAGUAUUUCAUUGUGACAGUGGAAGUGGACGAGUCGUAUGCAGUAACCUUGGCCUCCUUAUAGUCAGACACCUCAGGAGUACAAUUGGAAGACAACUCCAAGACCUUGAAUGCAAUGGUGUCCCCUACCCGUGGUGCUCCAGGCAAUGCAGGCA